CGGCGAGGCCAGGCGCAGGAGUGGCGUCACGCCAGCCAGGGCGAGCGUUGCCUGUAACUAGCCGAGGAUAAGAAGUUCGCCUGUGGGGGCGGACGCUGCUCCAGCAUCAGAUAUGGGCGACAAAAAGGAUUUAGAAUGCGGCGACCUAGCAUUGGAGGGCGGCCGCAAGCCCAUGGAACUGCCUACUCUGCCUAAAGCCCUCACUUUAGAGGAAAAGAAAUACCUCCUCGCCGUCGAGAGAGGCGACAUGGGCAACGUCAGGAGGAUUCUCCAGAAAGCUCAUCGCCAGAAGCACAUCGACGUGAACUGUGUGGACUCCCUCGGCCGAGGGGCCCUGACCCUGGCCAUCGACGGGGAAAACAUGGAGAUGGUGGAACUCCUGGUCAUCAUGGGCGUGGAGACCAAAGACGCAUUGCUUCAGUCUAUCAACGCGGAGUUUGUGGAGGCUGUGGAACUUCUGCUGGAGCAUGAAGAGCUGAUACACAAGGACGGGGAGAAAUACAGCUGGCAGAAAGUGGACCCGAACACGGCGAUGUUCACGCCAGACAUCACGCCACUGAUGCUGGCAGCGCACAAGAACAACUACGAGAUCCUCAAGAUCCUGCUCGACCGCGGAGCCACGGUGCCAAAUCCUCAUGACGUAAGGUGCGGUUGUGAAGAAUGUAUCCGCGAGUCUACCGAAGAUUCCCUCCGGCACUCUCUAGCCCGUCUGAACGAGUACAGGGCUCUGGCAUCGCCUUCGCUCAUUGCCUUGUCUUCCACCGACCCCAUACUGACUGCCUUUCAGCUCUCUUGGGAACUGCGGAACUUGGCUUUUGCGGAACAGGAAAGCAAAGCCGAAUACCUGGAGCUUCGUCGCCAAGCUCAGAAGUUCGCUGUGGACUUACUGGACCAGUCGCGCAGCAGCCAAGAGCUGGCCAUCAUCCUGAACCACGAUCCUGACGAGCCGGCGUUCGUUGAAGGAGACCACAUGAAACUGGCAAGACUGGAACUGGCUAUCGAUUUUAAACAGAAAAAGUUUGUCGCCCACCCCAACAUUCAGCAACUUCUAGCCGCCAUCUGGUACGAAGGCGUCCCAGGGUUCCGUCGGAAGACCGCCAUGGAAAAGAUUAUGAUCAUCUGCCGCGUCGCCCUGCUUUUCCCGUUCUACUGCACCCUGUAUAUGAUCGCCCCCAACUGUGCUACCGGAAAACUGAUGAGGAAACCGUUCAUGAAGUUCUUGAUUCACGCGUCUAGUUAUUUGUUCUUUCUAUUGAUUCUGAUCCUGGUGUCCCAAAGAGCGGAGGUGCAAGCCAUACAACUGUUUGGACCGGAGUGGAUGGUGAAAGAGCUAGAAAAGGAACUCCUCAAGCAAAGAGGGAAUGGGCCCACGUAUCUGGAGCUGGUGGUUGUCGUAUACGUCCUUGGUUUCAUCUGGGAGGAAACUCAAGAGAUCUACAUUGAAGGCAUCCGCUCCUACCUCCGAAAUAUGUGGAACUUCAUAGACUUCACCAGGAAUUCUCUCUACGUGGCCGUAGCCUUGCUUCGGUUCGCAGCCUACUGGCAGCAGAUCACAGAGAUCAAUAGAGACCCCCAGACCAAGUUCAUCCCGAGGGAAAACUGGGACGCUUUCGACCCACAGCUCAUUGCUGAGGGGCUGUUCGCUGCUGCUAACAUUUUUAGUGCCUUGAAGCUGGUUCACCUUUUCUCCAUCAACCCGCACCUGGGGCCGCUGCAGAUCUCUCUGGGAAGAAUGGUCAUCGACAUCGUGAAGUUCUUCUUUAUCUACAGUUUGGUGCUCUUCGCCUUCGCUUGUGGUCUAAACCAACUUCUCUGGUACUUUGCCGACCUGGAAAAAAGGAAGUGCUAUGUUUUACCGGGCGGCCUGCCUGAUUGGGACAACGCGGGCGAUUCUUGUAUGAAGUGGAGGAGUUUCGGGAACGUGUUCGAGGCCUCCCAGUCACUCUUCUGGGCCUCCUUCGGUAUGGUGGGGCUGGAGAACUUCGAGCUGGCCGGCAUCAAGAGCUACACGCGGUUCUGGGGGCUGCUGAUGUUCGGAUCAUACUCCGUCAUCAACGUCAUCGUGCUCCUCAACUUGCUCAUCGCUAUGAUGUCCAACUCGUAUGCCAUGAUUGAUGAACACUCAGACGUGGAGUGGAAGUUCGCCAGGACGCGCCUCUGGAUGAGUUACUUCGAAGAGAGCGCGACGCUACCGCCCCCUUUCAACAUUAUGCCCACCCCCAAACUGCUGCUCAAGAUGCUGGGGUUGAGGAAGAAGGAUAAGCAGAGGAAGAUGAAGACGCAGGAGCAAAAAGAGAAAGAAAUAGACGUCCGCUACACAGCAGUGAUGCGAGCACUUGUUUGGAGAUACGUCUCCGCCAUGCACAGAAAGAUGGACGAUGAGCCUGUGACAGAAGACGACAUCAACGAGCUGAAGGGAGACGUGUCAGCUCUGAGAUACGAGCUGCUAGAAGUCUUCGAGAAGAAUGGAAUGGAUGUGUCGUUCACAGAUCGAAAGGAGAAGGACAAUCCUGUCCUAGGCAAACGCAUGAAGGUGUGGGAGCGUCGCCUUAUGAAGAACUUCCAAGUAGCCCCUGUGGCGGGGGUAGAUGAAGAAAGGCCUGCCGAUGAGGACGGCCUGUCCAGGUUCAGGAGAAUAGCCAAGAUGGCCGUCGCCAACACCACUAACGCCAAGUGGGACCAGACGCUGGCGCAAACUGGCAUAUCGAGUCAAAUCGGCCGGUGCCGCACACGCGAGUCAUUCAAGAACCAGCAAAACUUGCAGCGAGCCAUGGAGGAAGCUAGAAAACUGGUCUUGAGAUCACCAUUGCCAGGAUCCCGAGGUGCAUCUCCCAUCGAGAUGCCGCUAACUCCUGGCCACACUCUUCUGGAGCUCAUCAAGGAUAUCUCCACGGAGGUUGGAGAGCCACUUCCUACAUCACCUUCGCCCAAGUCUCCGUUACCAGGUGACAGUGGCAUGGGCGCGCUGCUCUCUGCUGCAGCCAGCGCGCGUUCACCGAGCCCAGCUCAGCUUCAGCAAUCCGCAGCUCCUUCUAAGCCUGCGUCUAAGGCGCCGACGCCCGUGCCGACCCCGCGCGGACCCAGCCCCGUGCCCAGUCCGCGGUCCAUCAGCCCACAGCCUGACGACCAGCAACCAGAACCUAGUCCACUGAAGGCGAAGCGAGUGCCAGGAGAGUCAUCACCUCCCAAAGUGAUCAAGAGAAAGCCUCCAGUACCACCAGCGCAGUCGGAUGACCAAGCAUCGGAGGCUCCUGCAGACAGCAAGCCGGCCGAAGACAUCGCGGUGGCGCGGCCAGUGGCUCCCGAGAUUAAGCCCGCGGAAGGCGCCAUCCCGCCCCCGCCCCCCGCCAAGCCCAAGGCGCCAGCAGCGCCUACAAUGGAGGUGACCCCUAGCACGCCGCCGGUGCACGCGCCGCCGAAAUCUCCCACGCCGCCGCCGCCGAAAUCACCUUCGCCUACGCCGCCGAAACCGCCCACGCCUCCUAAGUCACCGUCUCCCACACCUAGAGUCGCCUCGCCGCAGCCUUCUAUCUCUGCUGUAGCGCCUCCAGCGCCACCUUCGCCGCCCAAACGUCUCUCUUCCACGUCCAGCACGGAACAGCUGAUUCCUCCUGCCUCGCCCGAGCCCCUGCGAGGAGCCAAGAAGCUGGAUGACAUCAAGACCAUUAAGAGACAGCCCAAGACUGGCUGGCUCUAAACCACUGCCUAUAAUCUAGUG
Messenger RNA from Ostrinia furnacalis (Asian corn borer), 3718 nucleotides. RefSeq names its product transient receptor potential-like (gene trpl). The record is from RefSeq and is a predicted model, not a curated record. Bases 113 to 3697 code for a protein of 1194 amino acids. NCBI's taxonomy places the organism in Eukaryota, Metazoa, Arthropoda, Insecta, Lepidoptera, Crambidae. Gene Ontology annotation, biological process: regulation of cytosolic calcium ion concentration; calcium ion transmembrane transport. Gene Ontology annotation, cellular component: cation channel complex; plasma membrane. Gene Ontology annotation, molecular function: protein binding; store-operated calcium channel activity; inositol 1,4,5 trisphosphate binding. The transcript is spliced from 25 exons.